AUGGCCAGCUUAUCCAAGGAGGUAGUCACCGGCCUGAACAUCCUCAAAAAGGGCCAGGACCCGCCGCUGAAGGCGGACGAAGAGCUGCCCGAGUGGCUGUGGCAGCUGGCGGAGCCAGAGAAGACGCUGAAUGAGCUGCGGCGCAUGAAGUCGGAGAGUAUGACGCCCGAAUUGCUGGAUCGGUAUGUCAAGCUGGAGAACCGGAGCGGCAUCCGGAACUUGAACGAGUCAAGAGCCAAGUGA
Molecule: messenger RNA, 243 nt
Organism: Chlorella variabilis
Lineage: Eukaryota; Viridiplantae; Chlorophyta; Trebouxiophyceae; Chlorellales; Chlorellaceae
Exons: 3
Coding region: 1-243 (80 amino acids)
Cellular component (GO): mitochondrial large ribosomal subunit
Molecular function (GO): structural constituent of ribosome
Source: RefSeq, a predicted model, not a curated record